AUGCCUGGCGGAAAUAUCGGCCUCACGCCGCAACAACAACAGCAGUUGCUCAGCAAGUUGAAGACCGAGAUGAAGCAGAUGCCAAUUCCGCAAGUGUUGUUGUCGAAGGUUCAGGGGAUUCCACCGGGCGUGAAAAACUGGCAGCAGGUGUUUGACUUGAUCCAGUCGAAGGUGAUUCCCCAACAGGUUUUGCCUGCUUUACGUAACCUACACAACACGCAUUUGCAGGUAUUGUUCAAA
Babjeviella inositovora NRRL Y-12698 is the source of this 240-nucleotide messenger RNA. RefSeq names its product Med15p (gene MED15). The record is from RefSeq and is a predicted model, not a curated record. The transcript has a single exon. Lineage: Eukaryota; Fungi; Ascomycota; Pichiomycetes; Serinales. The annotation marks the transcript as partial.